Molecule: messenger RNA, 2289 nt
Organism: Helobdella robusta
Lineage: Eukaryota; Metazoa; Annelida; Clitellata; Rhynchobdellida; Glossiphoniidae
Exons: 9
Coding region: 1-2289 (762 amino acids)
Biological process (GO): protein phosphorylation; intracellular signal transduction
Molecular function (GO): protein kinase activity; ATP binding
Source: RefSeq, a predicted model, not a curated record
AUGACUACUGACACAACAGUGGUUAGCAUCAUUAACGUGAAGAAAUCAGAAGUCCAGAGGCAGUGCGCCGGCGACCCAUUCUUCCCUGGCCUAGAAUACAACGUCAACCGCAAAGUGAACAGAACUUUAAGCAAUCUCUUCCAAGAACUAGCCACUUCAACACUAUGCGACCAAAAUAUCCUGCCUUUUGGAAUCAGGCACAUGUUUGACCUGAAUGGCCGCAGAAUUACUAACUGUAGUGAAAUCGAAGAAGGCGGAGUUUACGUAGUCAGCAGUACCGCCAAUUAUAUCCCUCUCAGCUAUACCAUGUUCACUAAAUGUCCAAAGUGGAAAUGUUUCCCUUCUACAAUGACCAAAACCAAUUCUGCUUCCUCUUGGCAAGUUGUUAAGAAAUACUCCAACAAACUCACCAAAACUCAGUCUGGAUUAAAUUCGUCUAGUAAAUGGAAUAAGAGCGAUAAACGUCCGAGAAUGGGUAAUCAGAAACAAAUUAACUCUGGCAUGCACUCAACUUUCGUGAAGGAAAAAAUUUUGGAUGAUUGUGAUGAGCAGCAAAAGGACAACAAUAAUAACGUGGAAAGAGAAAAUGAAAGUAAAGUUGAAUCAAAGAAGGGCUACAGAAGUGUUCUCAGUUUUUGGAACUUGAAUCUGGGCAAUUCACAGAGUUGGGAUAAAAGAAAUGAAGAUACGAAAAUCCUGCCAGCAAAAGAAGACCCCCCGAGCUUGACUAAAAUGUCAUCAACGACUGGUACAGCCACGAGAAUCAUCACCAUUGACGACGAACUUCCAGACGAUGAUACCCAACAGUUCACCAGUCGUCUUAUCUACAUCCUCUGCAACGGAGUCUCCAGACCGAGAAAGAUUGUUAAGUGGCUCCUUAACAAGCAGUUGGCUCCAAAUUUUGACAAAGCCUUACAUAAUAUCAACUCUUGCGUCGUGUUAAUUGGCGGCUCGUUGAAAUAUCUCUACACCUCGGAUAAAGUCUUAGUGACAAAUCUUGAUGAUAUGAAGAGAAAGUCGAAACAGUUGUUUUUUGCAUUUGGGUCGGAGAGAAUUCGUCGUGGCGAUUUCAAGUUGUCCAAACAAGAGAUAAAAAAUUUAUCUCAAAUGGUGCAAGAAUCCAAAAAACUGAGUCUGAAAAUGACUGUUUCAAGUGUUUCUAAACUGCAAACGGCUAGUGCUCUGCGCAAAUGUGUUUCCCGUACGAUCGAAGAGACCCCAAAACGACUGCUCCAGUACGUCUCAACUCUACCAGACAACUACCAAAUCUCCGAUCAAGCCCUAUGCGCUGCUCAGAAAUCGGUCUUAAAAAACUGCCGAGACGUUUCUGCCAAAACUGACUUGAUCGUGAAGGUAAUCGACAUGGAGGAGUCAUCAGCUUCUCAGCGGAACAAGGUACUGCGAGAGAUUGUCAUGAUAGCCUCGGUGAAGCACGUUAAUGUCAUCGGCAUCUUGGCUCACUACUCUGAUGUUACGAAGCAUUACCUCAUCUAUAAGAAGAUUCCAGAUAGUUCUUUGGUGGACACGAUCACAUCCCCAGACCAUCACCACAGCGAGAAGUUUAUAACUGACGUGGUUCAACAGGUGGCAAAAGGCCUGGAACAUUUACAUUUCCUGCGAAUUAUAUUCAGGAACGUCACACUCGACAACGUCCUGGUUGAUAAAUCGGUAACCGGGAUGAAUACUUACCUACUUUGCGACUUCGGAUUGGCCACUAAAAUAAUGCCCGGCAGUCGAAUAUUCUCCGUGUGUGGAAAUCCCUACUACAUGUGCCCCGAGAUGAUAAAGGAGGAAGGCUACGAUGAAAAAGUUGACUGCUGGGCUCUCGGGGUUCUGCUGUAUAUUCUGCUUCAUGGGGAUCCACCGUUCACAGCCGACGACAAGAGUUCAGACCACAACGAAAUCUUCCAGCACAUACUUACACACCCCUAUGAAGUGGUAUCGACCAACAAGUGGAAUCACGUUACUUUCGAAGCCAAGGAAUUAGUUGGCUGUCUCCUCCAGCCGGACCCGUUUGUGAGGUUUAGCAUUGAGGCCGUACCAUUUUGUGAAAAUAUUAGAGAUAUACAACAGCAGUCAGAUAUUGCGCCAUCCGUGGAUCGAAGCGAGGAGCAGUUUGGCACCCGAGAAGAACCUCAUGGUUCAUAUAGGUCAAAAAUUGAGCAGUUUCAUAUUGAACCAGGAACCAGCAAUGAACAGCGUGAUGGAGUGCCUGACCACAACCUGCCUGGACAAGGAACCCUACUAUUUCAUCAGAACACAGAACUGCUAGAAGGCUCGCAGGGAUAG